GUAUCUUUAUAGCCACCUAAUAUCUUAUUUUAUUUCAUUUCAUUUUGUUUAUAUUAUUUUUUGUUUGCUCUCAAAAUUGCAAAGUUGUCUUCGAGGGCGAUACAAUGGGACGCAAUCUGAAUGUGCAAAUCGAUCUGAAGGUGCUGCUGGCAAUGUCUAUGGCUGAGGGCAGCCACCAUGGCCAGUGGCGGAUGCAGUGCGGCAAUGUGAGAUAUGCCGUGCACUAUGCGCUGCUGAACGGUCUGCUCACAAUUCGACACCUACGCAGGCGGCGGAGCUCGCCCAGCCGAAAGAGUCGCUUGGCGAAGCGCUUGCGGCGCAUGAAGAAGCUGAAGAAACCAGCUCAGGUGACCCUUGAACAUGGCGGCACCCAAACCGUUGAGUCCAGGGUGAUGCAGCAGACCAAAGGCAGCCAAACCGCCGAUCCGGUGACGAACCAAAGGACCAAGGCCAGUCAAACAGCUGAAACAAUGCGGGAGACCAAAGGCAGCCAAACCUCUGAGCCGAUAUUGAGCCAAGACACCAAAGCCAGUCAAAUCCCAGAGUCGCCAAGGAUGCAAAGGGCUGAGGCCAGCCAAACCUCCCAAAUGGCAAUGGGCCAGAUGACCAAAUGCAGUCAAACGCAUCGAAUGGAGUACAGAACUGUGGAUGUGGACACAAUGGACCUCAUUCUGGUCUACUCCAGGUAUCAGCAGACGCUGGACCCCAAGCGCAAGUCCAUCGGCAGCCAGGGGGAGGCUCCAAACUGCAAUACCCGAUCCACGCAAGUGAUCCCCCAUACGGGGGACAACGGCAAUCAGACCACCACUGAGUUCUGCUGCACGGGCAUCCAGACAGUGCGGGAAAACGAGUGCGUGGCCGUGCAGACCACGGCUGAUAGCCGAUCCGUGCACACCCAGACCCUGGACGAUGGGCAGGAAGAGGAAGUGCUACAGCAGCCGCAGCUGGAUGCCUUGAACAUAAUCCAUCACGACUUUCAGAGCCUCACUGGCCUCAUCGAGAACGAGAUGAUCCAGAGCAUCAACAAGCUGGUGGAGAUCACGCUAAUGGAGGUGAAGGCGUUACGAUUAGCGGCCGAUCGGCCCAGAGGCGAGCUAAAUAGAGCCGCAACAGAUCGGGGAUGCACUUCCCCAGGAAAAGGCGGACAAGGCGAAGGCCAAGGGCAAGUCCAAAAGGGCUGCCUCUGGGAAGAAGCAUCGCUUUGGUCUCACCUUCACCAAGAGGCAUGCAAAAGCCCCACACUGCAACAUGCCACGGCACUGGAUGACCAUCGACUGCCAGGAAUACAGCACGCAGACCGAUGACUUGAGGGAGCUCGAGAGGAAGGUCGCAUCCACCCAGACCGAGAAGAAGAAGCGGCGGGGCUGGAGUUGGCAUUAGUUGGUAUGGAAACUAAAAAGGGAAGCAGGCCACGGACACUGCCGGACCCUACUCCCUACUCCCCACUCCCCACUCCCCACUCCUCAGUGACUUACCCGAGCAGCCAGGCCGCGGCAUGUGUCCUGCCCAUUGUUGCACUCAUGUCUCUCGCUGGGCUUAGCUUCUUCUCCUUUAGUUUUGUUUGUUUGUUUUGGCACUUUUUUGCUCGCAAGUUAAAUCAGAGACGACUCCCAAUCUGUGUGUGGGGCUGUGGCGCCAAACGGCUGGCCAAUGCAUCUAUGAGAAUCGCGUGAGUAACGACUGCAGCUUUGGGACUCAGGCUGCGACUGCCAGGACAGAACCGGGACC
Molecule: messenger RNA, 1728 nt
Organism: Drosophila obscura
Lineage: Eukaryota; Metazoa; Arthropoda; Insecta; Diptera; Drosophilidae
Exons: 4
Coding region: 105-1304 (399 amino acids)
Source: RefSeq, a predicted model, not a curated record